GCGAAAGCUAAGGCGGAGAUGUCACAGCAAAGGACACCGCCGAGAGUUACUGCGCAGGCACCGGCAACAGCAUCUGUGCCGUCGAAGGUAUCGGGAUCUACUCCAGGAAGUGCGCCGAGGUAUAGAGUUGGUCUGUCUAAACGAAGCAAAGUGCCUAGUUUGUUAAGGAGCGUCAAGAGAAGUUGAGGGACGGAACUCAGUUGGUUUUCACAUCACUGCUGGUAACAUCUGAGGCAUUCGGAGUUAAUCGGGCGUUGGAUACGGCGUUAUAUUUUUUAGUGACUAUCAUGGUCCUUGACGGACAAUAUAAACUCUGGAACACACAUAUUCUCGGAUACCCUUCAUGCUCGCUUGAUCUCCCAUUGCAUAUCGAUAAUGGAGACUUCCGCUCCCGCUUUCUCAUCGUAAUCAUACCAAUCCUCCGUAAGAUCCACUCCUUCAAACUUCGUUCCGCUC
Saitoella complicata NRRL Y-17804 is the source of this 456-nucleotide messenger RNA. RefSeq lists its product as uncharacterized. The record is from RefSeq and is a predicted model, not a curated record. Bases 19 to 186 code for a protein of 55 amino acids. NCBI's taxonomy places the organism in Eukaryota, Fungi, Ascomycota, Saitoellomycetes, Saitoellales, Saitoellaceae. The transcript has a single exon.